GUGGCAACAGAUCGUUUUGGAUCACUCAAAUCCCUUCAAUUCAACUGGAAAGCUGCAGCUUGUUGCACGCCGGCCGCAUAUGGAGAGGAAAAGCUUUCAAUCCAGAGAGGGCACCAACCAAACAGCAGGCGACAGUGGCUGAUGUUGUGACAGUUUCCCAGAGAAAAAGAAAGAGAGGGAGAGAAACCACAACACUGCAACUUGGAUAUCAGUAACCACUCUCUCUCUUUAACUCUCUCACCCACCAAAUCGACUUUGAACCUGUUUGUUUAAAUACACGGACUUUACAGCCUGCACACUUACUGUUGAUUCUGUAAGGCGGAGGGAUCGGAGUUUCUCAAUUUGGCUCAAUAUUUUUUGGAGCAACUCAGAACUUUUUGGUGUCCUCAUGGUGCCUGGCGCAGCCGAGGUGCUGAGCUUCUUUUAUCCGAGUUUUUCGGACGUGAUGUUGCGACUGUCACGGACGAUGGAGUCGGGAACUGAACCGGGGAGGUACUGAAGACAUCUCUCUCCCCCGGGAGAGUGCUCCCUCCCCCCGGGGCGAUGCGGAUCUCCUUCCUCCUUCUCACCGCCUCUCUGUGUGCCUUGGUCCUCCUCCUCGCACCUGCCUCGGAGGGCUGCGGGCCGGGGAGGGGGUACGGCAGGAGGCGGCCCCCGACCAAGCUCAUCCCGCUCGCUUACAAGCAAUUCAGCCCCAACGUCGCCGAGAAGACCCUUGGAGCCAGCGGGAGACCCGAGGGCAAAAUUACGCGCAACUCCGAGCGCUUUAAAGAACUGACCCCGAAUUACAACACAGAUAUUAUCUUCAAAGAUGAGGAGGACACGGGCGCCGACAGGCUCAUGACCCAGCGUUGUAAAGACAAGUUAAACUCUCUGGCCAUCUCUGUGAUGAACAUGUGGCCGGGUGUUAAGCUGAGAGUGACAGAGGGCUGGGAUGAGGAUGGUCAUCACUCAGAGGACUCGCUGCACUAUGAGGGACGUGCUGUCGACAUCACCACCUCAGACAGGGACAGAAAUAAGUAUGCCAUGUUGGCCCGGCUUGCUGUAGAAGCUGGAUUCGACUGGGUCUACUACGAGUCCAAAGCCCACAUUCACUGUAGCGUCAAGUCAGAACAUUCAGUGGCGGCCAAAACCGGUGGUUGCUUCUCUGGCGACGCUCAGGUUAUCCUGGAGGGCAGGGCUACAAAAGAGAUGCGCGACCUUCACCCUGGCGACCGUGUUUUGGCUUCUUCAACGUCAGAUGGUCACGGCCCUCUUCUCUACAGCCCGGUCUUAUCCUUUCUGGACCACCAGCCCAAUGUCUCAAAGAUCUUCUACAUCAUUGGCACCGAGACAGGACUUAAUAUUACUCUCACAGCUGCUCACCUAAUCUAUGUCACAGACUGCACUGGUGGGCUGAGUAAGCCAAAGUGGGAAGAGACAGCCGAAGAGCCACUUUUUGGCUCCAUACAGGGGGGCAGGCCGAGCCGGGAAGCAGGUCUGAGAACAGUUUUUGCCAGUGAUGUCCGGCCAGGACAAUGCGUACGUACUUCACAAGGGGAAGUGGGCUCACAGGCAACACUUGCAGUCGUGACCUUUGUGGAAGAACAGAGGAGCACCGGGUUGUAUGCCCCACUAACCCAACAUGGGUCCAUAGUGGUGAACGGCGUGCUGGCAUCCUGCUAUGCUGUUGUGGACAAUCACCAUUUGGCCCACUGGGUCCUGGCCCCACUGAGGUUCUUCUACAGCCUGAUGGGACCUUCAGAACCGCAGACCGACGGCCUGCACUGGUACCCUUGGCUUCUACAGAGGCUGGGGCAAAUGCUGUUGGACGCUGGACAGUUCCACCCCUGGGGGAUUGAGCAAAGGACAUAGAUAGGAGCCAAAGAGACAUGUUUCACACUGAUGACUUCAUUCACUUACCUGUAUUCAGGAGCACCAAAGCACAGAUUGAGGGACCACCAAAGACAAUUGAUUUUAUAGUUCAAAUGUGUUUCUAUUUACCUGUAUUUGCUGUACUUCACCAAACAGAUAAACAUGUAAAACUGUGCAAAAGACAAAGAGAGGGGACUGAGAAGAUUCAUUUUAUACUUUAGGUAAUUUCAAUUUCAUUCUUACCUGAAGAUUAAGAGGAAUGGGAAGACUGAGGUAUGACAGAAAGUCAAAUUUUAAACUUGAAUACCAACAGAAAUACUGACAGUAUCUCUUCUAUCCUAAAUUUUGAGUUGAACAUCUUUGUCACUAUUUUUAAGUUCCCCUCAGAGCAGCUCAGAGAUCAAAAACUGUAAUUCAAAAUGAUCAGCUUUCAUUAAAACAAAAAAACAGGUAGUGAAGUAAGGUUUCAUCAUUUCUUUGUACUGUAGUUACUGUAAUCUGUCAACAUUUAUGCAUCUUGAGAUCAACCUGGGGCUCACUGAUGUAGUUAGAAGAAAUUUAAACCUUCUGUGACCCCUUUGGUAAACACAUGAAUGAAACAAGAAGGGAAAGGAGGAAGAAAAGAGUAGCCUGGAGAAAACUAGUGACUGAACAAGGUGUGUCAUUAGGCUCUUUACGUACAUUAGGUGUUUAUACAGUUAAGUAAUGCUAAGAAAAGAAAGACACCAAAUGAACUUUAAUGUUUACUGUCGGAAUCAUCACUGCAGUAAAUCCACUGAUUCUUUACCCUUCUUUAUAGAGCCUGUACUGUAUAUUAGAAUGAAUUAUUAAAAUAUUAUGUAAUUGGACGAUGAGGGAUGAGGUUCUAUGUAUUUACUGAACGCAAUGUAGCAAUUUACUAGUGUUGCAUUAUAGCAUCACAUCUGGAAACAGCUUUGUUGGAAAACUAUUGAAUAGCAAGGAACGAUGAUGGAGACGCUUUGUGAAGUACUGAUGCAGGAUAGUUAGGUUCGAAACGGCCAUGCUGUCAAUCUGUUUUUCAAAGUAAGUCAUCUGCUUUCAGUCAACUUGAUUGUCUCAAACUGAUUAAUAUGGUUCAUUUAUACAUCUUCAUGUUUUUUUUAUUAUUAGUUAUUGUAUUUAAAAGGUUUUAAUUGUGACAUGCUUUUUUAAUUGUUAUUCGGGUUUUUAAUUUUCAGGUCAGUUGUAUCUAGAUAAGGCAUACACAACACUCAGGCUGUAUUCAACUACUGUAUUAAGCAAAAGCUAUGCAUCAUAUUAAAUAACAGAUAGUAAAUCUCUUCAAUCUUGAAUAGUAAGUUACUUGAUAGCUCUCCUUUGCAUGGUCUUUUUUGUAUUCCAUCUAUCACCUAAGACUUAAGACCUAGAUUGGCAAAGGCACAGAAAAUUUGAUUUUUUCACACUAUGGAAAGCAGAUGUGAUCGGUGGCUGAAUGAGUAUGGAUAAACAUGUUGUUCAUAGUUCACACUUACUGAGUACGCUUUGUGAAGACUGAAACAUUGCAAGUAUCUAGGAACUCCAAGUUGUUAUUCAGUAUGCCUGAUAAAAGAUUUGUCACAUAUGUAUAUUAAGCUAUUGUUGGAGAGACUAUUUAAAGAUCUAUUUUUAGAAAAAUAAUGUAAACUUUUAUUAUUUUCGCCAACCCUGUGCAUA
Molecule: messenger RNA, 3528 nt
Organism: Morone saxatilis (striped sea-bass)
Lineage: Eukaryota; Metazoa; Chordata; Actinopteri; Moronidae
Product: indian hedgehog B protein-like
Exons: 4
Coding region: 544-1854 (436 amino acids)
Biological process (GO): protein autoprocessing; smoothened signaling pathway; cell-cell signaling
Molecular function (GO): patched binding; calcium ion binding
Source: RefSeq, a predicted model, not a curated record